This is a messenger RNA of Chroicocephalus ridibundus (black-headed gull), 4671 nucleotides long. It is a transcript of the gene CPLX4, whose product is annotated as complexin 4. The transcript is spliced from 3 exons. Gene Ontology annotation, cellular component: terminal bouton; SNARE complex. The coding region runs from base 2915 to 3397 and encodes 160 amino acids. Lineage: Eukaryota; Metazoa; Chordata; Aves; Charadriiformes; Laridae. The record is from RefSeq and is a predicted model, not a curated record. Gene Ontology annotation, biological process: synaptic vesicle exocytosis; neurotransmitter transport; regulation of neurotransmitter secretion. Gene Ontology annotation, molecular function: syntaxin binding.
GUCUGGGUUGAGGCCUGCCAGGUCCUGGAGAGCUGGUGGCGUUGGGGGGCUCGCCUUGAGCAUCAGGCACUCGGGGCCAAACGCAAAGCAGCGCGUCGGCUUCUAGGUCUCCCAACAGCAAAUCGAGGUAUUUUCUGUUUAAUCUGAGCGUACAAAGUACCUUCUUUUUUCUCAGUGUAGACUGCCUGAUCGCUGAAGUUCUUCCUCCAGAUUCCCCGGAGUGCCUUCACCUGGGUGCUUGCUCCUGUUUGUUGGAGUGCGACGUGCCUCCCCAAAACAAGUCGGUCUGUCUCUCCUUGGGUUAUUUUUGUUUUUCUUGUUCGGUUUGGGGGGUUGUUUGUUUGUUGUUUGUUUGUUUGUUUUUUAAACUGUUCUAGCCAGUAAACUGUGUUUGUCUGUGGUGACCUCCCACAGGAGGAGUAAGAAUUCCCUCAUUGACCAUCAUUUUCCCCCCAGCCAGGAGCAAUUUCUCUAAUUGGUGGAGGAAGCCCUAAACUAUUUAUUUCUCUCUUUCUGUGCAAGUGAUCCAAUGUUCCGACUUGUAUAAAAGGCGACAUCCUCUUCUAGAUGGAUGAAGUGGGGGGAGAGUCUUGGGCCUCUCAAAGAACACCGAGAUACAUCGGAAUUAGGUGGUCGGAGUUGUCGCUGCGGCUGUUUUGGGCACAGUCUUCUAGCAAAGGCUGGGAAUUUGGGCGCUUGCCUGCCUGCAGCAAUUUUGUGCUGGCUGCUCUGUGAGGCUUUUGGAUUUUGCUUUUUGUGAUUUGCCUGUUUGGAGACGCUGGAUUCUGUCCUGGGGCUGGAGACGCCUACGUUCCUUGGGUAUGGAACACAGGCCUUUUCGUAUCACCCAGCUCCGCCGGACAAAACGGGAACUGAGCCUUUAAUUUUAAUUUCACUUAAGCAAGAGGGAAAGGAUGUUGAUUUAAAGCAAAGGAAGUGGCAACACGAGUACUUAUUUAGCAGCUGUCUGUAUGUUUUCAUUAAGCGUGUGAUCCCUUUAACCAACAAAAAGCAGUAAGUGGUUUUUAACUUCGAUACAGGCAAUAGUUAAAGCACUUGUCAGGAACGGCAAUUAUUCUGGAGGUGCUGGUCCUUGUCGGCACCCAAGGUGGGUGCCUAAAACUUGGUGCUUUUGGUACCCUGUAAGCAAUUGGUUCCUUAUCAGGCUGAGUGUUUAUUCAUUACUUGUAUACAAAUGCCUUAUGCAUAAACUUAAUGCUGCAUUUUUAGUUUUUGAAUAUUGCCAAAUUGCAAAUUUUACUUAACUUUACGCGUUCAACUUCAGACCAAUGCAUGCUCAAGUUCAGCAUUCUCUGUUUAACGUCCGAUUGGCGAUCCAAGGUCUGUGAUCUCCAUUCUGUUGGCCAUUUGGGCAAGUAACAAUAGGGUUUUGGUAAUCAAAGUUGGACUUGGUUGGAUGUAAAAAGUUGAUUCUUCCCACAAAUUCCUGCAUCUUACGAAUAGUUCUGAAAAUGCACAGUGAUUAUAAAAACCAAUUUUGAUUUAAGAAAAAUGCUUUCUAGGUAUUUUUAGUAUAUCAAAGUAGUUUUGUUCGGAUUUGGAGUUUGCACUUCUGUGUGAUACUCUAUCUCAAAAAGAAAUUUAAAGUUUCUUGUUUAAUCACUAAUAAACCAGGAUUACAGAACGUCAUGGAGAUUUUUUGUUAGGUGGUUUUUUGUUUGCUUUUUUGUUUUGUUUUUUUUUUUUUAAUAGUAACAGGUCUGCUUUAAUUAGAAAGGCUCUAAUACAGAUUAAGGCAUUAGGCAAACUGGAAUCCUUCCAUCUCUCAGUGAAAUUAUGAGAGUGCUGGGAGAACCAUUUAGAUAAUCAAAAUUACAGAAUGUUUCACUAAGGCAUGCACAGUCGGUCAUAGUAGGAUAAAUGCUCAAGCCCCAAAAUCAUGACCUUUUGAGACCCAGCAGAUGAUUUUCUUUCCCAGAAUUGUCUAUGAUCUAGGUAGCAGAUCCUGCACAUCUUCAGCUGAACAGACGUGGUGAGGCUGAUGACGGGAAUAAAGGUUGGAAAGAUGAGGACCUACACAAGCGAUCCACAAACGAAAGGUACCAGGGCUGUGUUACAAAAUAUAGAAUUAAAUUAAUUUCUCCUUUACUGACAGUUAAGACUAAAACGACCAGGUAUUCUGUGCAGCACCAGUCAAAGCAGUGAUGUACGUGGACACAGCCCGGGGAAGAGCUGAAAUAAACCCUAAGGAACAAAAAGUAGGAAGACGAGAUUUGCUUUUUUUAUGAUUAAUUUCUUGGGGAAAAAAAAGUAAUGAUAGCAGUAGUGCCCCCUUCAUCUGUGAGACAAACCAGCCACAUGAGAAGUGGAUGAAGAAAAAUCAUUCAAUAUACUUUCUGCCCAACAUGAUAAAAUAUUAAUGGAUAAAAAGGAUUGGGUUUUCUGCUUAAUGAAGAAUUCCAGUUUUCAAAUCUCACUUGAUUGUGUAAAGCCAAAAGGGUUUUCUGCUGAGUAGCCCAAAUUUUACAAUUUUACUAUGGCCGUUUAGUCAACGAGGUUUUUAAUUCAGAUCCGUUGUGUUCUGGGGAAUGUUUUCAUCUCUCUGAGAGUUUCAAAACUGAAGAAGUCAAAAUGCACACUGUAAUUGAUAUUUGUGUGUGCGUACAAUUAGCUUAAGGUAUUAAUAUAAAAAGUAGGUAGCUGCAUCUAAUGAUUUAUUUUUUUUGAGUAAUCUGAACCAUCUGCCUCUAGAUAUUAAGGAGUUCACUCUUUAAUCCAGAUUAUGGCUGACAAACUGGUUUUGGCAUUCACGUUUCACUAGCACUGUGCCCUUGAAGAGCUGAUGUGGCUGUAGAAACUCUCUUGCUUACAAUUGUUGGUUUUGAAAACAGCUUUGGUUUGGUUUGCUUUUCUUGUAGUUGUUUUCUUGUAGCUCCUGUUUUUUCUUGAGAAGAUGGCCUUUCUAAUGAAAAGUAUGUUGAGCAACCAGGUAAAGAAUUUGGGACUUGGAGGUGGAGGGGAAGAAAGCAAAGAAGAAAGCACUCCUUCUGAUCCGGCAGCAGCCGCAGGGAUGACCAGGGAGGAGUAUGAGGAAUAUCAAAAGCAAAUGGUUGAGGAGAAGAUGGAAAGAGAUGCAGCGUUUGCACAGAAAAAAGCAGAGCGAGCCUGUCUGAGGGUUCAUCUGAGAGAAAAGUACAGGCUCCCUAAGAGUGAAUUGGACGAGAAUCAAAUACAGAUGGCUGGAGAUGACGUGGGUUUGCCAGAAGACCUUCAGAAGAUGGUGGCAGAAGAUCAGGUGGAGGAGGAGGACAAGGACUCUAUCCUGGGACAGCUGCAGAACAUCCAGAACAUGGACAUGGAUGCCAUCAAAGAAAAGGCACAAGCCACCUUCACCGAAAUGAAACAGGCUGCUGAGCAGAAAUGUUGUGUCAUGUAGAAGAGCCCCCACUGUCCAGGGGCUGCGAGUUCGGCCCUGUCUCACAGGGGCUGCGGAGCGGGGGCAGGCAGAGGAAUGCACUUAGCUCUAUAGCAUUACAUGUAAAUAUAGACAAGCGACAGAGAGAGAGACUUUAAAACCCCGAAGGGGAGGGGUCGAAACUUACGUGCUGUGACUGCUUAGUGCGAGGUUAGAACUGAUCCUCAUUUGUUAACAUAACAUUUUUCCCCAUGGAAAAUAAAUAGCUUUGAAAAAGAUAAUAUUGGGGAAAAAAUGUGCCUUUUUCCAUUUUUUUUGAAGUGAUCAAAAUGCCAUUACAUGUGUAUUUUUUAGCGAAAUCAUGUUUCUGAUGCAUAACAUAGAGGUAACCGCUCAUUUAAUACUGCUUGCAGAAAUAAAUACGUAUAUUUCUAAUAAAAACAUGUCUGUUUCAAAAAUUUUGAAACAAACCCGGUAUUCAAACGGUGACAUUUCCUGCAAAAACUUAAAAGAAAGGUUUUGACCAUCUCUAUGCUAAAUAUAUCAGAAGGCAAAAAGUGAAGCGUAUAACUCUACAGCUUGGGACAAAAAUGCCAAUGUGUACAGGACGCAGUGGGGACUUGUAGGAAACCAAGGCCUGGUAGCUACCAGCGAAGCAUGGUCAGUCAGCAGCGCAGGCUUCUCCAGGCUGCUUUAAUUUCGCAGCCUCUCGGCCUUCAAAUGCAGUUCAAACGUCGAGUGACAGCAGUGGCCCUCUGCUCAGCUGCUACGUGUGCCAAAUUCUGGGGCUUGGGCUACCAGCAAACGACUUGCAUAGGCCAAAAUGAGCUCACCGCAUUUAUUCUAGGAGUUAUCUCCAUGUAAGGCUAAACAUAGGUCUGGCCAACCUGGAAGAUUAUGCCAGGGUAGGGCACCUAAACCCUGGGAAAAAGCUUUCACUGUGCUAAAUCCAACCGAGUCUGCGGGACAGCAGCGGUCAUCUCCACCAGGCCACCGCGGGACAGCAGCGGUCAUCUCCAGCAGCUCUGUGGAGCAGGGUCCUGCGGUUACAGCAGUGGGGGCGUCAGCCCGUCUCUGCACUCGCACAGCCAUAGUAAUUAUCACGCAUGAUAACCCACACAGAAGCUGUACAGCCCUUGCACGCGGAUGAUGUACACAGUGCUGCUCCCGAGGGGCUCAGACAUUCUAUAAAAUGAAGGACUUUGUAAGUUCUCCAAGAGCUAGUCUGUGAAUGAAAUUUGCAAAUGAAUACAUGUGGCACCUUCCUACAGGUUUUUAAGUCUCUCGCUCUCUAU